Molecule: messenger RNA, 915 nt
Organism: Trypanosoma conorhini
Lineage: Eukaryota; Euglenozoa; Kinetoplastea; Trypanosomatida; Trypanosomatidae
Product: putative C-1-tetrahydrofolate synthase, cytoplasmic
Exons: 1
Coding region: 1-915 (304 amino acids)
Biological process (GO): tetrahydrofolate interconversion
Cellular component (GO): cytosol
Molecular function (GO): methylenetetrahydrofolate dehydrogenase (NADP+) activity; methenyltetrahydrofolate cyclohydrolase activity
Source: RefSeq, a predicted model, not a curated record
AUGCUGGGGACCGUAGUGAUUGACGGCAGGGCGAUUGCCGCGGCGGUGCGGGGGGAGGUAAAGGCGGAGGUGGAUGCACUUUGGGCGAGGUACGGCAAACGGCCGGGGUUCGCGGCCAUCAUUUGCGGCGAGAGAGGGGAUUCCCAGACGUACGUGCGGCUGAAGAAGGCGGCGGCGGAGGAGUGCGGGUUUGCCACCUUCGACGCCCACCUCCCUGGGGACGCGACGGAGAAGGAACUCCAAGCGGAGGUUGAGAAAUUCAACAAUAACGCGGACUGCCACGGCAUUUUGGUGCAGCUGCCGCUUCCAGGCCAUAUCAAUCAAAACGCCGUGCUGGAGAUGAUUGCUCCCGAGAAGGACGUCGAUGCGCUGCUUCCCGUCAACGUGGGGCUGUUGCACUUCAAGGGGCGCGAGCCGCCCUUUUUACCGUGCACUGCCGCCGCCGUGAUUGAGCUACUCAGGCAGAGUGACGUGGCUAUCGCGGGGAAACGCGCGGUGGUGCUUGGGCACAGCAACAUUGUGGGUGCCCCGGUUGCCGCACUACUCACGGCAAACAACGCGACUGUUACGAUCGUCCACUCCGCUACGCCGCUUGCGGACCUGAUAGACAUCGUCAAGUCGUCUGCUAUCGUUGUGGCGGCCAUGGGGAGGCCGGCGUUUGUGCGCGGCGAGUGGAUCAGGGAGGGCGCCGCAGUGAUCGAUGUGGGCACGACCCCCGUGGACGAUCCCACGAGGAAGGCAGGGUUCAGGCUCGUCGGAGACGUCUGCUUUGAGGAGGCGAAGGGGCGUGCCGGCUGGAUCACCCCCGUGCCUGGCGGCGUUGGCCCCAUGACGAUUGUCAUGCUGCUGAAGAACACACUCGCAGGCUUCAGGCGGAGCCUUUUCGCCCACCUGCGGGGUGACGGACAGAAGUGA